This is a messenger RNA of Nymphaea colorata (pocket water lily), 438 nucleotides long. RefSeq names its product GTP-binding protein ryh1. Gene Ontology annotation, molecular function: GTPase activity; GTP binding. The transcript is spliced from 2 exons. The record is from RefSeq and is a predicted model, not a curated record. Bases 1 to 438 code for a protein of 145 amino acids. NCBI's taxonomy places the organism in Eukaryota, Viridiplantae, Streptophyta, Magnoliopsida, Nymphaeales, Nymphaeaceae.
AUGGAGCAAAACCUAACGCAGAUAAAGGUGAUCGUGGUGGGCGAUUCCGGCGUCGGCAAGAGCAGCAUCCUCUUCCGCUUCGUCAACGACGAAUUCAACGAAUUCAGCGAGGCCACCCUCGGCGCCGCCUUCGUCUCCAAGGUUCACACCUACGGACAGGACAAGACCAUACGCUUCCAAGUAGAAAUGCUGAUAUCGAGGUCUGGGAUACGGCCGGCCAAGAAAAAUACAAGUCCAUCGCCCCCAUCUACUACAGAUGUACGCUCCUUCCCAUCAAGAGUCCCAAAUCGCACUGAGCUGUUUUCCGCGCUGGCAGAGAAGUACGAAGAGGUGAAGAGCCAGCCGGCGGCGGGUAAGGUGGCGGUGGGUAACAAGCUGACUUCUGCUGCGGGGGAGAAGAAGAAGAAGGGCGGGUGCUGCGGCGGGAAGGAGAAGUGA